UCAAGCAUACCUGAAUACAAAAUGUGUCGCGGUGCCUGCGAGGGUUCGUUGUUGGACGUAAUCGCAAAGGCUCAAGGGAAAGAAUCGAAGAAGUUCGGAGUUGGAGACGGCAUGUUCCGCGCCUGGGCAGGUUGGCUCAAACCCGCCGGACUCAAGGACCCUGAGGUCAUGGGUGUCGUUCGACAAUUCAACUUGGACAUGGCUGCUCAGAAUUUACGAAUAACAAAAUCCAUUUUCACACAUAAUCAAUUAUUCUUAUUGACAUAUCUCACCUGUCCCCGAGUUUCCAGCGACGAGCUAAUUAUAAAAUACGAAUAAUGACCAAAAUAUAAUCACGACAAGCACCACCUCACCACAAUGACGCCAGCAACACAAUCCCUCACUACUCGCCUGAACAACCUUUCUGACGCCCACAAAUUUACCGUGCAACUCAUCACACGUCUAUCGAAGCUUCCAAGUGUCCCUGGCGCUCUCCCCGCGUCCCCCGUUAGCGAAGAUGGUCCCGCAGACGCACGUGUGGAACUCAGCAGCGAAAUCCACCAGAGCUUGAAAGAGCAAGAAGAAGAGCUGGAACUGCUAAAGCAAGAAGUGGAAGAGAUCAACUCGAGCGGGUCCGGGACACCUGUGUCUGCUACCAGCGCCGGAAUCGCAGGGCUUGCAGGUCGGCGACGGGAUAGUCGUGCUCGGACCGGGAGCAAUGCAGCCGCCAGUGAACGAGCACGGCUCGAUGCGCAUGUUAUACGAUUAGAAGAGGACUUGAAAUUUGCCAGAACACAGUUCCGCAAAGCUCAACUCCAAGCUAAGCGCAAUGCCGAAACUGCUCGACGUAAAGAGCGCGAGUUACUCUUUGCCGGUGUCCGCGAGGGAACCGCAUCACCUGGUCUCGGCCGACGACGUGGGCAGGACAAACUAUCUCCAGACGAACUCAUGGUCAAUGCCUCGAGCGACGUGACCGCCGCGCUGCGUCGAACGCAUCAAUUAAUGGAGACGGAACUCUCAAGAUCACAAUUCGCUCAUGAUACAUUAGAACAAUCCACCAAUGCACUCUCCAGUCUCUCCGAAUCCUACAACACCCUCGAUACCAUGCUCGCCAGCUCCAAGAAUCUUUUGUCCACGCUCGUCCGCUCCCAAAAGUCAGACACAUGGUACCUCGAGACAGCAUUCUACGUCCUCGUGGGCACCAUUGUCUGGCUCAUCUUCCGCCGCCUCCUAUACGGACCCCUUUGGUGGUUCCUCUGGCUACCCAUUAAACUCCUCUACCGCGCAAGUGUCAGUCUCUUGACCGCCGUAGGAAUCGGCGCUGCCGGGUCCGCAGCCACAUCCGCUGCUGCUGCUUCACGGUCAUCCAGCACUCCAUCUACUCUAAUCGUCCAGCCCAGUGCCUCUGGCAAUUUCCCCAAAUUCCAUCCCGACCAACAACGCGAUAAUUACGUCCCAUAUAUCCCCGUCGGACGAGGCGGCGGCGGCCACCAUCAUGGUAUGCCCGCGGGAUAUCACAACCCUCCCGGUGCAAACGGCGCGUAUCCUGUUUCUGCCCAGAUUGGAAACAUGGUAGACAGUAGCAGUAGCAGUAGCAGUAUAAGAAGCGUGCCCAGCGGUACUAUUGGCUUGGGCGUGCACGGUACGCCUGGCGGUGAUGCUGCUGCUGCUGCUGCUGCUGCGGGCGCUGGCGAGGGUUCAGAUAAAGACUCAAAGGACCACCCGCAGGACACCAAAGACUCGUCAUCUUCGAAUGAGAACGACCAGCAACAACCUCCGGCGGCGCCAGCGCCGAACCCAAAGAAGCGCAUGUGGGAAGAAAAUGUCGAAGCGAAAAAGUACGAAGAGCGGAAAAGAGAUGAAUUGUAACUUUUCUUCUUUUCCUUUCCACUCUCUUCUCUUCUCCUUACUUUUUCCUGUCUCAUUUUCCCUCCGCCUCUUACCAAAAACUGGGGUAUAGAAAUAAAAAUAUAAUACAUACAAGGUCACAAAUGCUAUGCCGACAUGACGAGAAGUGGACAAUAAAUAAAUGAUAAUAAUGAUUGUAGUUUAUGGAAUCUGAUUUUCUGAUAUUGCAUGUAAGUUAUAAGAUGUUGGAUGUUGGACGUGUACGUGAAACAUGGUAUAGUCGCGUAACAAACCGAUAGACAGGCAAAAGGGGAGGAGUAAGU
Molecule: messenger RNA, 2150 nt
Organism: Xylona heveae TC161
Lineage: Eukaryota; Fungi; Ascomycota; Xylonomycetes; Xylonales; Xylonaceae
Product: Sec20-domain-containing protein
Exons: 3
Coding region: 358-1848 (496 amino acids)
Biological process (GO): retrograde vesicle-mediated transport, Golgi to endoplasmic reticulum
Cellular component (GO): endoplasmic reticulum; SNARE complex
Molecular function (GO): SNAP receptor activity
Source: RefSeq, a predicted model, not a curated record